Messenger RNA from Centropristis striata (black sea bass), 1394 nucleotides. It is a transcript of the gene itm2ca, whose product is annotated as integral membrane protein 2Ca. Gene Ontology annotation, biological process: negative regulation of amyloid precursor protein biosynthetic process. The record is from RefSeq and is a predicted model, not a curated record. The transcript is spliced from 6 exons. NCBI's taxonomy places the organism in Eukaryota, Metazoa, Chordata, Actinopteri, Perciformes, Serranidae. Gene Ontology annotation, cellular component: plasma membrane; extracellular exosome; Golgi apparatus. Bases 209 to 988 code for a protein of 259 amino acids. Gene Ontology annotation, molecular function: amyloid-beta binding.
ACAGACACAGGAGAGAACGGCUCUCCAGCACGGUCCGUUGAACCGUUCAAAAGAAUCGGAUCGUCCGCGAACGUAACACACCACUAGUGAGAAGCAGUGCAGCGGUCAGAAGAGGUCUGGCCGUAGACUAGACCAGGUGAGGGACUUGGUUUCCGAAAGGUGACACAGACGAAGCGCGAGCACACCUGCAGCAGCCGCACGAGGAGCCAUGGUGAAGAUCAGCUUCCAGUCUGUCGCGGGACAGAAAGUGGAGAAGGAGAGCGAUGGCGACAAGACCGAGAUCCUCAUCCCUCAUCCGCUGGAUGAGGAUGAGCUGGUUCUGCCUCUGCGGCCCAAAAAGUCUCCCCUCAACGGCCUGUGCUGCCUGACCUUCGGCCUGGUGGUGUUCAUGGCCGGUUUGGUUCUUGCCUCCAUUUAUGUCUACCGCUACUACUUUAUACCUCACAUCCCAGAGGAGAACCUGUUCCACUGCAGGGUUCUGUAUGAAGACUCGGUGUACGCCCCGCUGCGUGGCCGUCAGGAGCUGGAGGAGAAUGUGGGCAUCUACCUGGCCGACAACUACGAGAAGAUCACCGUCCCCGUGCCUCACUUCGGAGGCAGCGACCCCGCCGAUAUAAUCCACGACUUCCACAGAGGACUGACUGCCUACCAUGACAUCGCUCUGGACAAGUGCUACGUUAUUGAGCUCAACACCACCAUCGUGAUGCCUCCACGCAACCUCUGGGAGCUCCUCAUCAACGUGAAGAAGGGAACAUACUUGCCUCAGACCUACAUCAUCCAUGAAGAGAUGGUGGUUACUGGCAAGGUGCACAACAUGCGGCAGCUGGGACCCUUCAUCUACCGCCUGUGCAACGGGAAGGACACGUACCGCCUGAACCGCCGCCUCACCCGCAGACGCAUCAACAAGCGCGAGGCGAAGGACUGCCACCACAUCCGUCACUUCGAGAACACAUUUGUGGUGGAGACUGUUAUCUGCGACGAAGCAUAAAUGUGACGGUCGUCCGUGUCGCCCCCACCCCCCCGAAGGCACAUCUCCAGUCACCACCCCAGCAACUGUAGCAUCCUCCCGUGGAUCUGAUCAUGUCUGAGUUGCACUUUAGGCGUUAUUUUGGGUUAGAUGUUGUCAUUUUUUUUCUAUUUCUCAUAGGUGAUAUUUACUCUGACGUGUGAUGCAAUACUAAACUGCUGGUUCUAUCACAGGAUUUUCCUUGUAGCAGAGUCCUCUAGCAAUUAAUGAAUUACAAUCUCAAGACCUCUCCUCGUGCUCUGGGGACCAGUGUGAUGGUUACUGUCGUUGGGGGAGAUGACUGUCUCCAACCUGGAGGUUACUUUGUGUCUCUAUAACACAUGUCAUGUGUAUAAAGCAUGAAGCCUUGCUUUCUCUGAGCAAACAU